UCUGCUGGCAGCAGAAGGUUCGCUCCAAGAGGAGCUCCAGAAGCUCCCGAGGAGAAAGAGAGAGAGACAGAGAGACAGAGAGACCGAGAGAGGCAGGAAGGGGCGAGAGCGCAGGUGAAGGCGGCAGGGGAAAGGACAGGAGACCGUAGCGUAACGGUCCGGGGAGCCUUUCGGGACAAACCGAGGGGCUCUCUGGCCACAGGAAGGAGAAAGGAGAGGGUCUAUUGCAGGCUGCCAGGUGUCUUCUACCCUCAGCGAGCAGGUCCAGGAGGGAGAGAAAUCAGGAGAACGGGGAAAGGGUGGGAGUCCAAGGGAAACCCUGCGGAGCCCCCUUCGGAAUAAUCCCCCCUGGUGAGCGCGUCCCGGGGGCUGACAGCAACGGCGGCGGCAGCUGGGCGGCUGGGGCCGGGGUGGCGUCCGGAGCGCGAGGAGCAGGAGGAGGGCGCUGGAGGCCGGACGCGCUCGCGAGCGGCGGCGGCGUGGAGUAAGCCGAGGGGCGGCGCGCGCCGGCCGGCGGAGGCCAGAGCGCAGCUCCGGGAGCGGAUCCUCGCCGCCUCUGCAGCCUGCGCGGCCGCGGCCGGACCCGAGCGAGGCCUGAGCGCCGUGCGGAGCGCACCCGCCUCCCCGCGGCGCGCAGGGCUCGCCCCCCGCGCGCGCACACGCGCCCGCGCACACGCACACUCACAGACACACGCUCACACACGUGUGCGCUCCCCCGCUCCGCGGCCGCUGCAGCUCCUGCUCUCAGCGCCGCAGUGGAAGGCAGGGCCGAGCCGCUCCUUCUUUAAAUAUAUAAAUUACAGCCCGGGCCAGCCUCGGCGGCCCACGUUAGAGCGCUCCCGGCGCCCCUCCCGCCGGGCCGCCGGCUGCCAGCCCCGGGACCUUUUCAUCUCUUCCCUUUUGGGCGGAGGAGCCGAGUUCAGAUCCGCCACUCCGCACCCGAAACUGACACACUGAACUCCGUUCCCUCAUCUUACAUUUAUUUCUGCCUAAUAGCUGCUCGCCUCUUUUUUUUUCUCCCCACCUCGUCACUCCAAGAAAACUUUUUCUUACUCCCCAAAGUUAGGUUUCCCCCUGCGCAUCGUGUAUUAAUAUUUCCACUUUGGGAACUACUUGCAUUUUCUUUUUAAGGGAAUUCAAGCAAGAUACCUUUUUCUUUGGACAUUGACUUUAGUUUGUUUGCAAAAGUUUCGCAUUAAAAAAAAAAAUUACCUGGUCAGUACUUUGAGAGUUGUGGGUUCAUUUUUUUUUCUUAAAUUUUUUACUUCUUUUUUUGUUUUUUAAACUUUUUCCACCGUAAAAAAAAAUGCACUACUGUGUGCUGAGCGCUUUUCUGAUCCUGCAUCUGGUCACGGUCGCGCUUAGCCUGUCUACCUGCAGCACGCUCGAUAUGGACCAGUUCAUGCGCAAGAGGAUCGAGGCAAUCCGCGGGCAGAUCCUGAGCAAGCUGAAGCUCACCAGCCCCCCAGAAGACUAUCCUGAACCCGAAGAAGUCCCCCCGGAGGUGAUUUCCAUCUACAACAGCACCAGGGACUUGCUCCAGGAGAAGGCGAGCCGGAGGGCGGCCGCCUGCGAGCGUGAGAGGAGCGACGAGGAGUACUACGCCAAGGAGGUUUACAAGAUUGACAUGCCGCCCUUCUUCCCCUCGGAAACUGUCUGCCCAGUUGUUACAACACCCUCUGGCUCAGUGGGCAGCUUGUGCUCCAGACAGUCCCAGGUGCUCUGUGGGUACCUUGAUGCCAUCCCACCCACUUUCUACAGACCGUACUUCAGAAUCGUCCGAUUUGACGUCUCGGCGAUGGAGAAGAAUGCAUCCAAUUUGGUGAAAGCGGAGUUCAGAGUCUUCCGUUUACAGAACCCCAAAGCCAGAGUACCUGAACAGCGGAUCGAACUGUAUCAGAUUCUCAAAUCCAAAGAUUUAACGUCUCCAACCCAGCGCUACAUCGACAGCAAGGUUGUGAAAACAAGAGCAGAAGGCGAAUGGCUUUCCUUUGAUGUAACUGACGCUGUUCAUGAAUGGCUUCACCAUAAAGACAGAAACCUGGGAUUUAAAAUAAGCUUACACUGUCCCUGCUGUACCUUUGUACCAUCUAAUAAUUACAUCAUCCCCAAUAAAAGUGAAGAACUAGAAGCAAGAUUUGCAGGUAUUGAUGGCACCUCCACAUAUACCAGUGGUGAUCAGAAAACUAUAAAGUCCACUAGGAAAAAAACCAGUGGGAAGGCCCCACACCUCCUGCUAAUGUUGUUGCCCUCCUACAGACUUGAGUCACAACAGUCCAACCGGCGGAAGAAGCGUGCUUUGGACGCAGCCUAUUGCUUUAGAAAUGUGCAGGAUAACUGCUGCCUUCGUCCGCUUUACAUUGACUUCAAGAGGGACCUAGGGUGGAAAUGGAUACAUGAACCUAAAGGGUACAAUGCCAACUUCUGUGCUGGAGCAUGCCCGUAUUUAUGGAGCUCUGACACUCAGCACAGCAGGGUUCUCAGCUUGUAUAACACCAUAAAUCCAGAAGCUUCUGCUUCUCCUUGCUGCGUGUCUCAGGAUUUAGAACCGCUCACCAUCCUUUACUACAUUGGCAAAACACCCAAGAUCGAACAGCUUUCCAAUAUGAUCGUAAAGUCUUGCAAAUGCAGUUAAGAUUCUGGGGGGAAAAAAAGUGGCAAGACGAUGAUCACAAAGAUAGGAUGAUGACGAAAACGACAGUGUGUGUAACAAGGAAACAUAAGAGAGCCUUGCUUCAUCAGUGUUAAAAAAAAAAAAAAUCUGAAAAAGCGGUACCAGUUCAAACACCUGGGAAGUCUGUGUUCUGUUAAAACUGGCAUCUGAAACAAAAGAAAAAGUCGAAGGCUUAAUCUACAUUUCACCAACUCUGUGAGAGAGACAAGAAGCAAAACCUUUUUUUUUUU
Messenger RNA from Manis pentadactyla (Chinese pangolin), 2904 nucleotides. RefSeq names its product transforming growth factor beta 2 (gene TGFB2). Gene Ontology annotation, biological process: BMP signaling pathway; SMAD protein signal transduction; regulation of cell population proliferation. Gene Ontology annotation, molecular function: type II transforming growth factor beta receptor binding; growth factor activity; type III transforming growth factor beta receptor binding. Bases 1307 to 2635 code for a protein of 442 amino acids. Gene Ontology annotation, cellular component: extracellular region. NCBI's taxonomy places the organism in Eukaryota, Metazoa, Chordata, Mammalia, Pholidota, Manidae. The record is from RefSeq and is a predicted model, not a curated record. The transcript has 8 exons.